Adineta steineri is the source of this 1413-nucleotide messenger RNA. The record is from the annotation of a GenBank genome assembly. NCBI's taxonomy places the organism in Eukaryota, Metazoa, Rotifera, Eurotatoria, Adinetida, Adinetidae.
AUGGCAAUGACAAACAAAACACAAUGUUUUAUAUGUAAUAAGAAAAAAAUAACUUAUCCUUGUAAAGGAUGCUCAAAGGAAUUUUGUUUAAUGGAUUUAACAGAACAUCGUCAAAUACUAAAUAAUGAAUUACAUCAAAUUAUUAAUGAUUAUGAUGAAUUUAAAGAAAACAUUUAUGAACAAAAACCGAAUCCACAUGAUCUUUCCUUAUUAGAUCAAAUUUAUCAAUGGGAAAUAGAUUCAAUUGAAAAAAUUCAACACAAAGCACAAGAGUGCAGAGAAAUUGUUAUUAAAUUAUCUCCAAAAUUUAUUAAUGAUAUUGAAAAGAAAUUUAAAGAUUUAAAUGAACAAAUAAAACAAAUUCGUGAAGAAAAUGACUUUAAUGAAAUUAAUUUAGAGUAUUUAAGAAAUGAAUUAACAAAAAUUACAGUAGAAUUAAAUAAUUCAUCAAAAAUUUCUAUUGAACACGGCGCACAAUCAUUUAUUAAUGAUAUUUCAAUUAUUACAUCAAAAAAAUCAAAAUGGGACAAAUGGGAACAAAAUGCCAUCACUGUGGCUGCUGAAAAUGGAGUAGGACAACAAUUAAAUCAACUUAAUCAGCCUGUCGGAUUCUUUAUCGACAAAAACAAAACUAUCUUCAUUGCUGAUUAUAAUAAUCAUCGUAUUGUUGAAUGGAAAUGUAAUGCAAAACAAGGACAAAUCAUUGCAGGUGGAAAUGGACAAGGAAAUCGAAUGGAUCAAUUGUAUUAUCCAACAGAUGUGAUUGUUCACCAACAAACUCAUUCGAUCAUCAUUGCUGAUCAAGGGAACAGACGAGUGAUUCAAUGGUUCAAUCAAAAUCAGCAGAUACUCAUUAACAAUAUUGACUGUUCUCGUUUGGCAACGGAUAAACAUGGAUUUCUUUAUGUUUCUGAUCAUCAGAAGAAUGAAGUAAAACGAUGGAAAAUGGGUGAAUAUAACAAUGAAGGAAUUGUAGUAGCAGGUGGAAAUGGAAACGGGAAUAACCUCAAUCAACUCAAUUCUUCAGGUUUUAUUUUUAUUGAUGAAGAUCAGUCUGUUUAUGUAUCGGAUAGAGACAAUCAUCGUGUAAUGAAAUGGAGAAAAGAUGCAAAUGAAGGGAGAAUUGUAGCUGGAGGAAAUGGUAGAGGAGAAAGUCUCAAUCAAUUGUCUUAUCCUCGAGGAGUAAUAGUUGAUGAAUUGGAUCAAAUCUAUGUAGCAGAUAGUGGGAAUGAUCGAAUAAUGCGUUGGUGUGAAGGAAAAGAAGAAGGUGAAAUUGUUGUUGGUGGUACUAAAAAAGGAAAUCGAUCAAAUCAAUUGAAUACUCCCCUGGGUAUAUCUUUUGAUGAUGAAAGAAAUCUUUAUGUUGCUGAUUGUUUAAAUCAUCGAAUACAAAAAUUUGAAAUAAUUUUGUGA